Messenger RNA from Cornus florida, 1943 nucleotides. RefSeq names its product 3-ketoacyl-CoA synthase 5-like. Gene Ontology annotation, molecular function: acyltransferase activity, transferring groups other than amino-acyl groups. NCBI's taxonomy places the organism in Eukaryota, Viridiplantae, Streptophyta, Magnoliopsida, Cornales, Cornaceae. The coding region runs from base 44 to 1486 and encodes 480 amino acids. The transcript has a single exon. The record is from RefSeq and is a predicted model, not a curated record. Gene Ontology annotation, biological process: fatty acid biosynthetic process. Gene Ontology annotation, cellular component: membrane.
UCUCUCUCUCACACACACACACACACACAAACACACAGACUGUAUGGAGCCUCUCUCCAACCCCAACCAUGGCUCUCUGAUCAGCAGCACCACCACCACAACACUCCUAUCAAAGCAAAUUCACUCAACCCUCUUGGAGUUCCUGAGGCUCUCUUCUCUCCUACUUGUUCUCUCCAUAGAAACCAUCUUCAUCAUACAAAAACAAAAACCCAUGUUUCACACGCUCUUACUCUCUUGUUUCCUUCUCUUCUACUUCUUGCAAUCUUACCUCUCAAAACACCCACCUGUUUACCUCGUGGACUUCUCAUGUUUCAAGCCACCAAACUUCUGCAGAGUCCCAUUCUCAACCUUCAUAGAACAUGCUCGCAUGUUCGAUUUCUUGGAUGAAGAAAGCGUAAACUUCAUCGCCAAAGUCCUCACUUCCUCGGGACAAAGCGAAGAGACCUAUCUCCCUCCAGCUUUACACUACAUCCCACCAAGAUCACACCACCAAGAAGCCAUCCAAGAAUCCCACAUGGUCCUCUUCCCUGUCUUCGAAGAUCUAUUAUCAAAAACCAACAUCUCGCCUCGCGACAUCGACAUCCUCAUUGUUAAUUGCAGUGGCUUUUGCCCUAUCCCUUCACUUUCUUCCAUGAUUGUUAACAGAUAUUCAAUGAGAGAUGACAUUAUGAGCUUCAAUCUCACUGGUAUGGGGUGUAGUGCUAGUGCACUUGGCAUUGAUAUGGCUCAAAACAUGCUAAAAACUCAUAAAAAUUCUUAUGCUGUUGUUCUCAGCACUGAGAUCUUAUCCACUGGUUGGUAUUCAGGAAAAGAAAAGCCUAUGCUGGUCCUUAACUGUCUUUUUCGUAUGGGCAGUGCAGCUAUAUUGCUUAGUAACAAAAAAGAAGUGAAAAGAUCAUCAAAGUAUAGGUUGUUUAGGACCCUAAGAACCCAAAGAGCCUUUGAUGACAAGGGUUAUAACUCGGCCAUUCGUGAAGAGGACUCCAAUGGGUUGACUGGUGUAACCCUAAGGAGGGACUUAUUGCUGGUGGCCGGAGAAACUCUCCGGUCCAACAUCGCCAUCCUCGGUUCAACAAUGUUGCCAUUUUUGGAGAUGUUUCGAUAUGGGGUAUCCAUAAUUCGGAAGAAAUUUAUUGACAAGUCUGUGGAGAUUUAUGUGCCAGAUUUUAGGUCGGUGAUACAGCAUUUUUGCUUGCCAGUUUCCGGGAAGCCGGUGAUCAGAGAGAUAGGGAAAGGGUUGAAGCUUGGAGAGAGAGACAUGGAGCCUGCUUUGAUGACACUGCACAGGUUUGGGAACCAGUCUUCUUCUUCACUGUGGUAUGAGUUGGCAUACAUGGAGGCUAAGCGGAGAGUGAAGAAAGGUGACAAGGUGUGGCAGCUCGGGAUGGGGAGUGGGCCCAAGUGCAAUAGUUUGGUUUGGGAGUGUAUUAGGCCCAUUGUUGGGGAGGCCCAGAAUGGCCCAUGGGCGGAUAAUAUUGAUCGUUAAUCAUGCAAAGCCACAAUUAAUGGAAAAGUGAUGGAGGCUGGUUUUCUCUAACGUUUUUGCAUUUAAAGAAGUGUAUAAUCAGUAUUUGGUCCUUUCUGGAUAGCAGAUUGUGUUGAUGUACUUGGCAGAAAAAAGAUUGGGUUGGUAUAAAUUACGUUCGCAUUUAUGGUCUGUGUCAUUUUAAUUUUUUUUUUUUUUUUACUUAUUUUUUAAUCAAGUAACAGUAAUGUCCUUAAUUUUUUUUUUUUUUUAAGGGUAAGGCAACAAGGUGACAAUACUACGAUGUAAUGAACAAUGCUUGUCUUAUGCAGCAUAAGAAGGAAUAUGAGAUGGUUCAAUAAAAUAUCAAUAAGUGUUAAAGUUUUAAAAAAAAAGAAAAUGAUGACUACAGGAAAUAUAAACGGAUCUUUCUGUCUUUUUCUCUCAUGUAUCGAUAUAUAUUACUUCUAUGUUUUGA